Messenger RNA from Syngnathus acus (greater pipefish), 1619 nucleotides. It is a transcript of the gene foxe1, whose product is annotated as forkhead box E1. The record is from RefSeq and is a predicted model, not a curated record. Gene Ontology annotation, molecular function: DNA-binding transcription factor activity, RNA polymerase II-specific; RNA polymerase II cis-regulatory region sequence-specific DNA binding. The transcript has 2 exons. Gene Ontology annotation, biological process: anatomical structure morphogenesis; regulation of transcription by RNA polymerase II; cell differentiation. Lineage: Eukaryota; Metazoa; Chordata; Actinopteri; Syngnathiformes; Syngnathidae. Bases 156 to 1220 code for a protein of 354 amino acids.
UCAAAAGACGACUUCUUGUUUUGUGCGACUGGAACUAUCAUCGAGAUUGCAAUCUGCGUCUACCGCAGGUUCACCUCACGAGUUUUCCAUUGCGGGCCUUCCAGUGGAGCCUACGACACGGAAAGAUAAAAAGCUUUCUUGAGGAAUCAAAAAUAAUGCCGGUGGUUAAAGUAGAGAAAGACCCUCCGGCGGACACGUCCUCGGCGGUCCCUGACCCUCCAGAGGAGCAGCCCCGAGGUCGACGCAGGAAAAGACCCCUGCAGCGAGGCAAACCGCCCUACAGCUACAUCGCCCUUAUCUCCAUGGCCAUCGCUAACUCCCCAGACCGCAAGCUGACGCUGGGCGGCAUCUACAAGUUCAUCACGGAGCGCUUCCCCUUCUACCGGGACAAUUCCAAGAAGUGGCAGAACUCCAUCCGUCACAAUUUAACGCUCAAUGACUGCUUCAUCAAGAUCCCCCGGGAGCCAGGGCGCCCGGGGAAGGGCAACUACUGGGCCUUGGACCCCAACGCCGAGGACAUGUUUGAGAGCGGCAGUUUUCUGCGGCGGAGGAAGCGCUUCAAGCGAUGCGACCUGAGCACCUACGCCUCGUUCGUUCAGGAGAAUCCGGUUUUCACGCCGGUCCAGAUCACGAGGUCGGCGGCAUACUCCAACGCGGUGUACCCUAACAUGACCGUCAGCCCAUCCUACGGGCAACAGCUACCCUCCGCCUACUACCCUUCGCAGUCGCCUCCCGGCUUUGGCCCGCCUCAGACUCGCAUGUUCAGUAUCAACAACUUAAUCGGAUCUCCGACCGGCAUGCUUGGCGCUCAGGGGCCGGACGGGAUGCAGCUGCCCGGCCGCAGCUUUACCCCCGAGGGGAUCUCCAACGGAUCCAGCCCCUGUAGUCUGGCACCGCCGAGUUUCCAGAGCCAGACGUGCGGGGGCGCCGCCCCGCCCCGCUCCACCCCCUCCGUACACCCGGGGUUCACCUAUUCUGUACCGAGCCACCAACACCACCACCAUCACACCGCCCCCCAGGGCCCCUACGGACAAGGCCAGAGCCAAGUGUACGCCGCCUCCAGUCGCCUGGGCUCCUCAGGCGAGACGGAAGACCCCUACAGUAGGGUCUCGCCAGUACAGUUGGGGUCUUUCUCCCAGUACAACAGCGCCAAUGCAGGAGGUUACCUGCGACACCCGCCCUACACCGGGAACAUGGACAGGUUUGUGUCUGCUCUCUGACGGUUGACAACUCGAGACAAUUUUCCAGCGCCUUUUCACUGUCUUCAAGAUAUUCGACCAGGACAUUAUAAUUCAAGCUUACACAUACGAGAAGAUCAAAGGAAAAUCUUCAGCUUUCAUUUAUUUGACAAGCUAAAACCAAUCCAUUAGUUAAGACAAAUAUAUGCUCAGGAAUCAAUUCUAAUAGGUCAAUAUUGAAAUAUUUGAACGGCUAGAUGAUAAAGCAAAUUCUGAAAGAUUUUUUUAGAUUUUGGGGUGUCCGCAACCCACAACAAUAGAACCGGCCCUGUACUGAGCCACAGCAGACUUACAUCUUCACAUUCACAACCAAAAUAACUACUAAAAAAAUAGCAAGUCACGCUAUUUCUUGCUUUAAUUAAAUUCGAUUUUUAUUACUAA